AUGAAAAACAAAAAUAAACUCAAGAGAUGCUUAGACUACCUUAGGAACAACAGAGACAGAAUUGCCAAGGAGCACGCCAACCUCCUUCCGUGCAGCAAAGAAAAUGUUCUCCUCACUUAUCUGAAGGAGCUCCGACUGGAGCUCGCAGGGAGAUACAACGCACACUUUUGCGAAUUCUUCAUGGAUGAGUAUGGAGAGCGUAGGAAUAUAUGCUCCUCCAUAAUUCAAGUUUUUUUUCCCUUUGACAAAGGAAACAACUACAAAGAAAUAUAUACCCUGAUCAAGAACUACUUCACGUUUGAAGUCGUGUUGAAAAAAAAAAUAAAAACGCUCCUGCUUCCCAACGUGGCGCUGGUGUUCGACUGGAAGAUCGCCGACUGCGCAGACUUGUGCACUAUAGUGGUGUCCUCCCUGCGAACAAAGAACUAUGACGCGUACGUUGUGUGUGGCGAGGCCCCCUUCUCCAUUUGCGCGAAGGACGACAAAAAGAACCUCUGCGAAUUUAAUUUUAAAGAGUGGGAAAAGUAUGAGGAGAAGAAGGAGGAUGCAGCUGAGGUGUUGGACAUAAAGGGGAAGAAGGCGAAGUAUAGGAAACUCAUGAAUAUCGGCAUGAGAGUGGCAGGGGAACGCAAAUUCGAAGACGAAGGAUCCAAUGACGAGAAGGAUUUCUACCUUCACAUGUGGAUACUCAUAAAAAAAAGCUUAGAUGUAAAAAAAGACGUGUUCAUAGAAAUGGGUUCAGGCAGGGAAUACGACGUAAACGACUGCCCAUAUAGGUCUAUAUUUUACCUGUGGAACGACAAGAACAUUUACGUAAAUAUUCGCAAAACGGAGCAAGUCGCCACGUUAGUUUCGGAGCUGCAAAACAAGGAGUAUUUUGUUCCGGCCUUCUACGACCACAUAAGGGCUAAGGCCCUCACCCCCAUCAUCGAUAAUCGCCUGUACAAAAUUAGGAAGGACAGGUUUCUUUUGAAGUACCCGCAAGGAAGCAACACGACCUUUUACAAGAACUGUAAGAGGGACCAGUACGGGGACUUUCUUCAGCACGACGGACUGACAGAGAUGCACACACACUUUGGAAAUAAAUUUUACACCAACGUUGAAUCAGUCUGUUGCCUGUUCAAAUAUAGAAGAGACGGGAAAAAAGCCAAGCUGUACUUUCCACAAAAAUUUAAAACAGUUGAAUAUUACGAUAGUUCUGGUCAUCACUUUUUGAGGGCCCUCAGAGAAAGCAUAGGGUUCUACUCCCACUUCUCCUUCUACCCAAAUAGACCCGAUGGACUGAUCCACUACCUAGAGAUAACAGACUCAAAACUUAUGGAAUAUUUUUCCAACCGGAAUGACCAAGUGACAUACCGAUCGAUGUGUCUUUCUCCGAGCGUCAAAACGAAUUAUAAGUUGCAGAUGUUCGACGGGAAGGAGUACUACGCGAUAAAAAUGACUGUGAAGUAUAAGGAUGAGCGACGCCACAACGGAAUCAAAAAGAAAAUAUUCCUCAUCCCAGAGAACAAAAUAAUCCUCGUGUACUACAACAACUGCAACGAGAUAAGUAACACCUUCGAGGUGUAUGAAAAACACAUUUGGUACAACCGUGACACGGAGGAGAACGAAGAAAUAGUGACGUACAAGAAGAAUUAUGUGUACAAGCAUUUUGUAAAUUAUGGGAACCCUAUUCAGAAGGAGACCUUAUAUCUGCUGGAGGAGGAACGAAGCCUCUUUGAAGACAUCGAGAGCACAUACAAAGGAGUUAUCUGUGCCAUCAGGAAGGAAAGAAGCCAAAUGAAAGAAACAGAAGAGGAGUACCAAUACAAGCCACAAAAUAUAACCAACAAAAAUGAAAUGAUAUACCACGACAAUGAACAAAUGGAACAGUUUAAUAAAAGCAUAAUUGAAGAUGAGAUGAAUGUGUUUAAUUUUUACAAUAGCUAUCCGUGGGAUCAGCACACGGAGGUGUCCAUGAACAAUUCGUUCUUCUUGUCCAAGGGGAAGAUACUUAACAUUGAAUGCGCGUGUGACGAAAUAGCUUACGUCUCCUCGGAGAAGGGGCAGGAAUUGGCGCACUCUGCAUUGCGCCGAGUGGCAGAUAAGGCACUCCCCACCCACACAGAAGACCCAGCUGAGCGAAAAUUUAAACUCGCGAAGCCUUCAGAGGGGGAAAACGGUCAAAAUCGGGGAAGCAUGAAGUUAUCCAUUUUGGAAGACAGGUUGUCCAAGUACAAACAGGAGCUGUCCGAUAUGAAGGACAUGAAUGACCCGUCCAAAGUGGAAGAUGUGGAAAGGAUAAGGAAAAAUAUUAAGUUCACUGAAGAUAGAAUUUAUCAUUGCCGAAAAAAUUAG
Plasmodium fragile is the source of this 2337-nucleotide messenger RNA. RefSeq lists its product as uncharacterized. The record is from RefSeq and is a predicted model, not a curated record. Gene Ontology annotation, biological process: cell motility. Bases 1 to 2337 code for a protein of 778 amino acids. The transcript is spliced from 28 exons. NCBI's taxonomy places the organism in Eukaryota, Apicomplexa, Aconoidasida, Haemosporida, Plasmodiidae. Gene Ontology annotation, cellular component: motile cilium.